Cottoperca gobio is the source of this 3289-nucleotide messenger RNA. RefSeq names its product potassium voltage-gated channel, subfamily G, member 4a (gene kcng4a). NCBI's taxonomy places the organism in Eukaryota, Metazoa, Chordata, Actinopteri, Perciformes, Bovichtidae. Gene Ontology annotation, molecular function: protein binding; delayed rectifier potassium channel activity. The record is from RefSeq and is a predicted model, not a curated record. Gene Ontology annotation, biological process: protein homooligomerization; action potential; potassium ion transmembrane transport. Gene Ontology annotation, cellular component: membrane; voltage-gated potassium channel complex.
GAGAGGUAUUCCUGUUGUUAUUAUUAUGACAUGUGGCGGUUGGGAAUGAUCGUUGACACCCUGAUUUGGUGUUGAAUGAUCAGAGGGACUGCAAGGCAGCAGAGGGAUUUCACACCGAGCUGAUUUGGCCGUCUUGAGAGAUGAGUGCGGGGCUCAGGAUGUGCCUGCCUGAUGCCGCUAUGUCUCUAGGUCCUCCCUAAUCCUGCUGCGGCGACACAGAGGAUCCCCCACAGUCCCAGGACACCUCAUUGACUCAUCCAGCUCAUCCUCUGCAGCUAUCAGUCACUGAUCAAUCCUAACCCACUCUCUCUAUUGGGGCUUUCCUUUUCCAGACUCUUGCUUCAGUCAAGGAUUACCCACUGAUCUGAUGCUGAAUCCUGAUACAUUGUCUAUUGUGGACCUCUGACGGAAAUGUCAAAACUCAGUCACAUUCAAAUGUGACAACAGGAUUCCUGAUACUCCUCGUUCCUCUCCUUUCUGGGUUUUCCUCUGUUGGUUGGAAGCCAAAGCCAUAGCUCAUCCAUCGUUAGGAAAGAACUCCUUGUUAUGAGGGGUUCUGAGGCCAAAAGGACUGAAAGCUACAGCCGUUUUUAUGCUCAGCUCGUCUACAAUAGACCUGGGCUGUGGCAGGAAAGCUUUUCUCAUGUUCAAGCUUUAACGUAGAUUGUUGGAGGCUGCGAUACAUAAAGGAUUGCUGUUUGGCUAAAAAGUUGAGCCUGGAGCACUCUGUAGAUUUUUUCUGCCUUCAUUAUCUGAUCUGAGCUGCCCAGUCUGGAGCAGCGUGAUUUCCAGAUGCUGCCAUGCCCAUCAUCAGCAACGCCAACCAUGACUUCAGCAAUCUGUCCCUCAGCGAUGACAGCAGUCUCGACCGCAUCUUCACAGAGAUCCCCGAGACUGAGACCAUCAAGGGUGUGUACUACCAGAGGGCUCAGUUCAUCCGUCGGCCAGAGGACCUGGUGUCCAUCGACCACGCCCUGCUGGCGGUGAUCAACGUUGGGGGAAACCGCUACACCUUCCCCUGGAGCACUUUGGAGCAGUUCCCCCUCACACGCCUUGGCCGCCUCUGUGGCUGCCAGUCACCUGAGGAAAUCGCCAGCAUCUGCGACGACUAUGACGAAGCCUGCAAGGAGUUCUUCUUUGACCGCUCGCCUUCAGCCUUCAGGGUCAUCCUCAACUUCCUGGCUGCUGGGAAACUGCGAAUGCUGCGGGAGAUGUGCGUCCUCUCCCUGCACGAUGAGCUGACCUACUGGGGCGUGGAAUUGACGUACAUGGAGCGCUGCUGUAAGAGGAAGAUGUACACACGCAUCGAGGAGAUGAACGAGCUGGAGCGGCGCGAGGAAGAGUGCAGGCAGAGAAACGCCAUGCAGCGUGUGCCGGUGGAGGAGACGAGGUACCAGAAGGUGAUGAACUGGCUGAGAGAUAUGGUGGAGAAUCCACAGUCUGGCAUACCGGGGAAGAUCUUUGCCUGCCUGUCGGUUAUCAUGGUUGCAGUGACGGUCAUCAGCUUGUGUAUCAGCACCAUGCCAGACCUCAGAGAGGAGGAGGACAGGGGCGAGUGUUCCUCUAAGUGCUACAACAUGUUCAUCAUAGAGACGGUGUGUGUGGCCUGGUUCUCCGUGGAAUUCAUCCUGCGGUUCAUUCAGGCCCCCAGCAAGCUGGACUUCCUCCGCGGGCCGCUCAACAUCAUCGACGCCAUGGCCAUCCUUCCCUACUACGUCUCCCUGGUGGUGGCGGAGGACGACCCAGCCCUGGACCAUGAGAAGCCAGGAGGAGGUAAGGGCUACUUGGACAAGCUGGGCCUUGUGUUGAGGAUUCUGCGUGCACUGAGGAUUCUCUAUGUGAUGCGGCUGGCUCGCCACUCUCUCGGCUUGCAGACGCUGGGACUGACGGUCAGGCGCAGCACCCGGGAGUUUGGCCUCCUCUUGCUUUUUCUCUGCGUGGGCGUCACCCUCUUCUCCCCGUUGGUCCACUUUGCUGAGAGCGAGCUCACGGGCACCCAUGACUUCAGCAGCAUCCCCGCCUCCUACUGGUGGGCCAUUAUCUCCAUGACGACCGUGGGCUACGGCGACAUGGUGCCGAGGUCCAUUCCAGGACAAGUUGUAGCGCUGAGCAGCAUCCUCAGCGGGAUCCUCAUCAUGGCCUUCCCUGCAACCUCCAUCUUCCACAUGUUCUCCCGCUCCUACCAAGAGCUCAAGAUGGAGCACGACCGGUUGUUUAAAGAGGAGUGCGCGGCCGCUGCAGCUGCUGCUGCGGCCUCUGAGGAGCUGCAGGAGGCAGGAGGUGAAGGAGGGAAGGAGAAUUCAGCUCCGUCUGGGCUGGGAUUAUGUCUAGACAAGGAGAGCGUGCACUCACUGGAAUCUAUCACUCUGUUAGGCAAAGGUGGUGAGGCUGCAGGAAAUAACAACCACAGCCUGCCAGCGGCAGCUUUCUGAACAGUACUCACACUGACUGACUCAAUCCUACACUUCCAGAUACAAGUCCACUAAUCUCUGUGUUGCACACAAUUAGUACUGCAAAUGACUAUUGCUCCAAAGGCCUCAUACGGUUGUGAAGAUAUCUGCGUUGCAUGGGAUAAAAGGAGAUUAAACAGACAGCAUUUUAUUUGCUCUUUGGUCUGCUGAUAAGGAGUGCAAGUGUGCACAAUGCGGAAACUGAAAGACUUUAAACCCUUUAACUUGGUCGGUCCAGUUUGUCUGACCAGAAAGCCUACGCAGCAAUAUUAUUAACCGGCUGCUUCCAUGAACAUGCAAUAUUCAAUCCAAAGUUGCUUUUCCUUCCACUGUGAAAAUACUUAUAAACCCAACUGCAACUCUUUAGUUUUAUUCUCAUUACUUUUCAAUAAGUUGCCUACAGUAUGACCUGACAAUGUCAUUCUGAAUAUUCUACUUUUCUGUCAUGAAUUUAAAUAAGUGCUCCUCUUCAUUUGUUUUUGAGAAGCUUGAAGCCAUGUUCUGAGAAGAAAUAUAAACAAAACAUAUAGUUUGGCCCAUAUAUAUAUAUAAUAUAUGAUACCCAUCUCGAUCUCUCUCAUGUAUGCUUGUAUGCUUGGACACAAAGAGGUGAUGGUUUAACCUUGCUCUCCCGUGAAUUCAGCAUAACUGUGUGAAAAUAUUGCAGACGUUUGGAUCCAACUUCUUUUUUAAUUAGAUGAUGAUGAUUUGAAAGGAUGGAGAGAAAGAAGGAGUGUUUGUGUUGGAGAGAGACGGUGUGUGAGUGAGAGAGAAUGAGCGCUAACAACCAUGACUUGUACUUUGCAACGCUCUAAAUAAAAGCUCUCCUAGUAAUCUGA